AUGUCCGACGACAAUGUUUCCAUCUACGACGAGAUCGAGAUCGAGGACAUGACUUACGACGAGGACAUGCAGAUCUACCACUACCCCUGCCCCUGCGGUGACAAGUUCCAGAUCGCGCUGGCCGACCUGCGUGACGACGAGGAUAUUGCCGUAUGUCCCAGCUGUAGCCUCAUGAUCCGCGUCAUCUUUGACAAGGACGAUCUCCCUAAGGACCCCGAAGACGACCCCGAGCUCGCCGACGAGGUCGCCUCCCAGGUCCCCAUCACCGCUUGA
This is a messenger RNA of Colletotrichum graminicola M1.001, 273 nucleotides long. RefSeq names its product CSL zinc finger. Lineage: Eukaryota; Fungi; Ascomycota; Sordariomycetes; Glomerellales; Glomerellaceae. Bases 1 to 273 code for a protein of 90 amino acids. The record is from RefSeq and is a predicted model, not a curated record. Gene Ontology annotation, biological process: protein histidyl modification to diphthamide. The transcript is spliced from 2 exons. Gene Ontology annotation, molecular function: metal ion binding.